AUGAAUAACGUGAAGAGCAAGGCAGACAAAAAAAAGAAUUCCGAAGUUUUCGCAUCAUGUUCUUUCUCUAGCCUUGGCCUUCAUCCCACCUUAUGCGAUCAGCUCAAAGAGAGGUUGGGUUUCGAGGGUCCAACACAGGUUCAGGCAGAAGCAAUUCCUGUUGUGCUCUCAGGCCGGCACUUGCUUGUUAAUGCUGCGACUGGAACCGGGAAAACGGUGGCGUAUUUAGCCCCAAUUAUUCAUCAUUUGCAGAAUAUUAAUCCACGAAUUCAGCGGUCUGAUGGUACUUUUGCGUUGGUCCUUGUACCAACGCGUGAACUCUGCAUGCAGGUGUAUGAAAUUUUGGUGAAGUUGUUACACCGUUUUCAUUGGAUUGUUCCUGGCUACAUCAUGGGUGGGGAAAACAGGUCGAAGGAGAAAGCCAGGUUAAGGAAAGGUGUAUCAAUCCUUGUUGCAACUCCUGGACGUCUUUUGGAUCACUUGAAGAAUACUUCAUCAUUUCUGCACACAAAUCUCCGCUGGAUUAUAUUUGAUGAAGCAGAUAGGAUUCUAGAACUAGGGUUUGGCAAAGACAUAGAACAGAUACUUAAUAUUUUGGGCACAAAACAAGACAAAUCUGUUAGCAAGGAGAAUGCAACUUUAAAAAUUCCAGAAGUUCAGAAACAGAAUUUGCUGUUGUCAGCUACUUUGAAUGAAAAAGUAAAUCAUCUUGCUAAAAUAAGUUUAGAAAACCCAGUAAUGAUUGGUCUAGAUGAGAAGAAGAUGCAACAAAAUGUAAAUCACGAUCAUGCGGGGUCUGUUGGAUCUGAUGUGUUUGGUAGAUUAGGGGAAUCUGCAAAAGGAUUGAGUGCUUCAGCUGAGGAAUAUAAGCUUCCAUCUCAGUUAGUUCAGAGAUACAUUAAAGUACCAUGUGGAUCUCGGCUUGUUGUGCUCCUUUCCAUAUUAAAGCAUCUAUUUGAGAGUGAAGCUUCCCAGAAGAUUGUUGUUUUCUUUUCAACAUGUGAUGCAGUAGAUUUCCAUUAUUCAUUGAUAAGUAAAUUUCAGCGGCCACCUAUAUCGCAAUCAGAAGCAGAAGUCCGAAAAAUGUUUUUGGGAUGCAAAACUUUGCGAUUACAUGGGAAUAUGAAUCACGAGGAUCGUAAAACUACAUUCCAAACAUUCAAAACGGAAAAAUCAGCGCUUCUGUUAUCCACAGAUGUUUCUGCUAGAGGCUUGGAUUUUCCCAAAGUCAGAUGCAUUAUACAAUAUGAUUCUCCGGGAGAGGCAACUGAGUUUGUACACAGGGUUGGAAGAACUGCCCGGUUGGGUGAAAAGGGAGAUUCUCUCAUAUUCCUACAACCAGUUGAAAUUGAUUACUUGAAGGACCUGGAAAACCACGGGGUAAUGCUGACAGAGUAUCCUCUUCUAAAACUGCUGGAUAGUUUUCUGUCGCAUGGUCUCAAGCGCCCAAUCAAAAAGUUAUUGUCAGUAGAGAUGCAUCCAUGGGUGCUUUCUUUGCAGAAAGCAUUAGAAUCCCUUAUUUCAACAGAGUCAACAUUGAGAAAUUUGGCCAAGGAUUCAUUUUGCUCUUGGGUGCGCGCGUAUACUGCUCAUCGUGGUGAGCUGAAGCAAAUUUUCAUGGUGAAGAAACUUCACCUGGGGCAUGUUGCAAAGAGUUUUGCAUUGAAAGAGCAACCUUCGGUAGUUAACAAGUCACUCCAGAAGCAAAUGAAAAAGAGAAAGAGGGAUGAGAAACACAAAGUACAUUCCAAGAAGAGAAGGGUUGUGAAAUCUUGA
Messenger RNA from Fraxinus pennsylvanica, 1776 nucleotides. The record is from the annotation of a GenBank genome assembly. Lineage: Eukaryota; Viridiplantae; Streptophyta; Magnoliopsida; Lamiales; Oleaceae.